AUGACCUCAUCUACCAGUGCUGAGUUGAGCGUGCCGGAAUGGAUGACGAAAAAGUACUUUGUGGAUGCGAUUGCUGUGCAGUUGAGUCUCGAGCCAACCGAAUUUACAAUUACCGAUCUGGACGUUCGGCGUGCAACGGAGGCUGGUGAUAAUUAUGCGUCCAUUCUUUACCGUGUGGUGGUAUCGGUCCAUGUCCAUGAGCCCGGGAGCCAAACGAAUGUUUCGUUGAUAGUGAAAGCACUACCAAAACUUGGCGUGGCCGAUGCGAUGAUACAGUUGAUGAAUCUGUUCCCGAAAGAGACCGCCAUGUACACGGACAUAAUACCGGCGAUGGAAGAGUUGUAUCAUGUGCGUGGCCAAACGGAGGUGGCGUUUGGUCCACGGUGUCUCAUGCACAGCACCGAACCUACCGAGGUGAUUGUGCUGGAAGAUUUAAGCGAACGACAGUUUGCGAUGGUUAGUCGGCGGCAGGGAAUGGACAUGGCUCAUGUCCAACUGGUGCUACACCGAUUGGCACAGUUUCAUGCAGCGUCAGUUGUAAUGGCGCAGAAGCGUGGUCCGUUCGGAGCACUGUUCAAAGAGGGCAUGGUAUCGGAGAAGGGACGUGCGAUGACGGAACCGUUCCAUAAGGCACAGGCGGAGUUUUUCCAUAAGGUUUUGCACGGAUGGUCAGAAAAAGAAGGUUUCUAUGCUGAUCUUAUGAAACACUGGGGCAUGGAUAUGUUUGAUGCCCUCCUAAACAUCGCUAGCGCCGAUCCGACUAAAUUCAACGUACUCAAUCACGGUGACAUGUGGUGCAAUAACGUCCUGUUUCACUACAACGAAAACAGUGAGCUGAGCGAUGUCUUGCUGAUUGACUAUCAGCUCAGCUUCUGGUCCUCGCCGGCAAUGGAUCUGCUGUACUUUAUAUUCACCUCCGUAAAUGGUGAUUUGAAAAUUUCACAGAUGGACUACAUGAUCCAGUACUAUCAUGAAAAGCUUAUCGAUAGCCUGAACUUCCUCGAGUACGAUGGUAAUCUUCCACUGUUGAAAGACCUUCAUUCGGAUAUAAUAGAGCACCACCUGUUUGGGCUGAUGAUAAGCUUCUCCAUUCUGCCCGUUUGCUUGAUGGAAAAGUCGGACGAUGCAUCGAUGGACAUGAUGAUGGAUCAGGGUGACGCCGGCAUUGCGUUCAAGCUGCGAAUGUACAACAAUCCUGCGUACGUGAAACAAAUGAGCCAGAUUUUAGAAUUCUUCUACGACCGGGGAGUGUUUGAUCUGCGCCAGAUCGGUACCCAACGUACCGCACGGAUCGAUUUUGAUCCCUCACUCGAGCUACCGCUUUGGUUAGAUCGUGAGUUUAUUGAACACAUCGUAGAUUCCAAGUUCGGAGUUACCUCCACGGAGAAGCGCAUCGUACGUAGUGUGUACGUUAAAAAUGCAGCCACGAAGGGUGACAGCUACUCAUCGGCCCUCUACUCGGCAAAAGUAAAUCUACUCAGGGAAGAUACAGACACCGAAGAAACGCUUUCGCUCAUCAUUAAAACGCCUCAGAAGGGAAGAGUGGCUUCUUACUCGCUGGAUAAGGAUAUGUUCGUCCGAGAGCUUUAUCUGUACGAACAGCUCAUACCUGCGUUCGAGCAACUGUACCGCGACAAGGAAGUAUCGGUAAAGCUUGCCCCCCGUUACUAUAAACCUCGAGCCGGACUUCCGGAGGAUGUAAUUGUGCUCGAAGAUUUGACAUUGGGUGGAUUCCGUAAGGCUAACAGGCAGGAAGGUUUAGAUAAGGAUCACGUUGAGGCUGUACUCGAUCAUCUGGCCCGGUUCCAUGCUGCUUCCGCUGUUUAUUGUGAAUCUGCCGAUAGCCUUCCGAGCGUGCUAACCGUAUUGUCUGCAGACAGACAAAUGGCGUCCAAAACAGAUGCUAUGUUUGCACCCUCGCUGAACAGUCUGUUCAAGUACAUGAAGGAAUGGGAUUUUGCUGCCGAUUACGUCGAAGACCUUCAAACCGUUUCACGACAGAUCUACCAACUGCUUGUGGACACUUGGAGCUUGAACGUGGAAGGGUUCAAUGUGUUGAACCACGGGGACGCUUGGCUUUGCAAUAUCCUUUUUGCGUACGAAAACGAUACGGUACACCGUGUGGCCAUGGUGGACUACCAGUUUCCUACGUGGGGUUCACCCGUGUUCGAUCUGAUCCACUUUCUGUUCUCCUCCGUACGGGCGGAAUUGAAGCUUUCGAAGCAGGCCUACUUUUUGCGCUACUAUCAGGAACGGUUGGUGGACAAUUUGGUGCUGCUGGGAUACAGGAAACGCUUGCCAACACUGCAGCAGCUUCACGUCGAUUUUAACAAUCGUUUAAUUGCUGCCAUCAAAACUACCGUAAUUGAUCUGCCAUAUGUACUGGCUGAACCGAGCGAGGAUGCAUCGCAGGAAGCGGCCAUCGUGCAGACGGAGGCGGGACAAAAAUUCCAGAAGCUGCUGUUCGACAACGAGCGGUUGAGAGAGCAAAUGAAGCAACUGCUGCCAUAUUUCCGAUCGCGCGGAUUGCUGACGGUACUUGCAGCUUCUAGUAACCGAGACUUAACCGGCAUACUUGAAAUGGCCAACUUUGAGUGGAUCAACAGUGACCUGCUGACGGGGUUACUGAUUGAGCAGCAUGGAACCAGUUUUAAACGGCUCGUGUCGUACGAUGUAACCUUUGCCACCAAAAAGGGAGAUAAUUACGCGAGUGAAAUGUACCGGGUGGCGCUACAUUACGAAAUCGGUGUACCCGUGAAGAAGACUAUCAUUCUUAAGGUCAUGCCGUCGGGAGAGCUUCAGCAGCAGGUGAUGCAAGAGAACAACAUCUACCAAAGAGAGAUCGUGAUUUAUGGACAGAUAAUGGCCAAGAUCUAUAAGCUGUUAAGAUUGAUUGGCGAUUUUUCGAUUAUUUCGCCGAUUUGUUUGACCACCACCAACACUCCCAAACAGAUGCUCGUGUUUGAAGAUGCGCUUGAACAGGGAUUUCAAAUGGUUGAUCGUCGCUUUGGGUUAGAUUUGGAUCAUGCCCGUUUGGUAAUAGUGAAGCUUGCCAAACUGCACGCCUGCUCACGGAUCUUGUACGAAGAUGAUCCGGCACUGUUUGAGCUCACGAUGGAAGGAUGCAUUUCAGACGAUCCUAAGAAGCAAACGUUCCUUCCAUACUAUCGUCAUUGCGUUCGUCAGGUGAUGCGUUUGGUUGGGGAAUGGAACAAGGAUGAUCGAUGGGAGCCGAUACUGCGAAAGCUGGAAAAACUUCAGGACAAAAUCAUUCCCUAUGGGUGCGAUGUUUACCGGCGUCGGGAUGAUUGCUUUAACGUAUUAAAUCAUAACGACAUAUGGGUUAACAAUAUGAUGUUUUCGUACGGAGCAGAAACUGGUGUGAAAGAUGUGCUACUGCUCGAUUAUCAGCUGUCAUUUUUCGGAUCACCAGGGGUAGAUCUGAAUUUUUUCCUGUACGGUUCGCUACGCCCUGAAGUCCGCGCUGCACACUUAUCGGAUUUGAUACAGGUUGGUACAGGUUUUGUCUUGCACCUUUUUAUUUGA
This is a messenger RNA of Anopheles maculipalpis, 3546 nucleotides long. RefSeq lists its product as uncharacterized. The record is from RefSeq and is a predicted model, not a curated record. The transcript is spliced from 5 exons. Bases 1 to 3546 code for a protein of 1181 amino acids. Lineage: Eukaryota; Metazoa; Arthropoda; Insecta; Diptera; Culicidae.